CAGCAUUCGUUCAAGCAAUCCACAUUCGAGCCCAUCUGAUAGAGCCAUUCUCGUUAUACUUGCAUCAUCUCCCUCCGCUUCCGUUUCGGAACGUCCGCUCAAGCUCACCACAGCUCAUAGGGACCUAGUCGACUGCAGCAAAUCCUUGUUAAUAACAAGGCUAUUUCCUCCGACAGAUAAUUCUUCCCGCUUCUGCUGCUGCUCCUGCCGCUCUCCUCUUCUCCCUGCUCUUCCUCCCUAUUCCAAACGCCAUGGAGGUCACUCAAGUGUCCAGCCGCGUCGUGUACGCCGACGCCGAGGGCGCGGUCCACAUGGGCCUGCCCGUCUACAUCGACGACACGGGCGCGUGCCACGCGGGGUGCGUGGAGCAGGCCGCCGAGGACGCGGCCGUCGUGAGCACCAUUUUCGACGGCACCGCGACGACGGAUUCGAGUGCCGCGGAGAAGAAGCUCAUGGUGGAGCGCGUUGUCGAGCAGGCCAUGCAGGUGGAGGAGAUUUCCGAGGACGGCGAGCGCCGCCGGAAAGUCCGCGCGAUUAUGAAGCGCCUCCAGACGUCCCCCAGUGGCCGGUCUCUCGAGGAGAAGGAUGCCCUCCGUCGCGCUAUCAUCUACGACCGCACGCUGCGAAGGCAGGCCAGCGCUGACAGCGCCACAACAUCGCAGAACAUUUGCUUCCUGACUGCGGCGCCCAUGCCGCUGCUGCUCCCCUCCGUCUUCUAGCUCGCUCCCUCCCUGCCGUCUUUCUAACACGCUACUAUUGUCCGUCGUCUCUUCCGCCGUCGCCGUUUCCGCCGCGUCCCAUCCUGCCGUAUCUUCCGUCGCUCUUCUCCUCGCUUUUGUCCAUCUCGCUUCUCCACAAUGAGCCGCCCAUCCAUCCAACCGUUAUCCGUCCGUCGCACCUGCCGAACCUGUUUGUACAGUGGUUGUCUACUGUAGACCCGCUGGCAGCAAGCUCAUUAUUGUCUCGCCAGCUCCCAUGUCAAUACGCUGUACAUUGCCGGAUUUUGAUAUGAGAUGGGGGAGUUGCAAUUGGUUUUCCGCUCAUUGGUUUUGACUCACGUUCUGUGAAUGCGCAAAAGAUGAAGCUGCA
Messenger RNA from Closterium sp. NIES-67, 1089 nucleotides. NCBI's taxonomy places the organism in Eukaryota, Viridiplantae, Streptophyta, Zygnematophyceae, Desmidiales, Closteriaceae. The record is from the annotation of a GenBank genome assembly.